Molecule: messenger RNA, 1749 nt
Organism: Paecilomyces variotii
Lineage: Eukaryota; Fungi; Ascomycota; Eurotiomycetes; Eurotiales; Thermoascaceae
Exons: 4
Coding region: 296-1549 (417 amino acids)
Source: RefSeq, a predicted model, not a curated record
CGCACUGCAAAUAUAGAUCCCCUUUCUUGGCGAGGGGGAUCGUUUGAUUCCUCUUUAUUCCAAUAAAUUGUCUACAACCCGUAGACGAAGAAUAUUCACCGCAUUGUGUUUGCUUAUGGUGUCGCGGAAUUGCGUUACUGUGGAGUCAACAGCGGCACUGAUACUUAGCUUUCCAUUGUGCACUUCUUUAUAUACGAGGCUGGAUGUUUUGCAACCCCCGUACCGUGUGACAUUUCUCAAAGAAUAUUCUUUAUAUCCAGGCCAGGAGAUCCAUCAAUAUCUUUGAGAUCCCAUAAUGUCAGACGACGAAGCGGAUCCCGAACUCCUGGAGCUGUUGCGGAAGUCUCUCGGUUUGGGCGGUGGCCGAUCGACACCACCACCACCAGAGACGAAAGUCCUUGAGAGCGCACAGUUCAUUUUUGACAACUCCAUCGACGUUGCUCUGAGUGUUCCAAAAACCAAAGAAGCAGCAGAGAUAAUAUGGCGCCUGAUGCAAGAGAAGGGAUAUUCAACAAAAACGUGGUCCGAGCAUGAAUUACAUCCGAAAACCAAGGACGAGAGCACGGUGGAGUUCAUCUUCACUAUGGAUCUCUUGAAUUUCAGCUUUUGGUCAGAGGAGUCUGAUCAGUCAAGACGGUUUGCGAUUGAAUAUCAUGACAGGCGAUGGACGGGAUAUUGGAGCCUCGUCGCUGCACUUCAGAGAGCUCUCGAUGAAGAGAUCCCAAUUACAAGCCCGGAAUUUUGGAACGAUGAACAUGAAUGCACAGAUGAACUAUUGAGACAUGUCUUUCGUUCGGCGACAGACGAAGAGAUUCCGAUGUUCGAAGAGCGUGUGCAAUGCUUGCGUGAGGCAGGCAGAGUAUUAAGCGAGAAGUUCGACGGUAGCUUCGUAAACUGUCUCUAUGACGCAAAUCAUUCCGCUGCUGCUCUAGUCAACCUGUUAGCAGAUAACUUUUCUUGUUUCCGGGACCAGUCGACCUUCGAAGGACGCAAAGUCCGCCUGUAUAAGCGCGCACAGAUCUUAGUGGCAGAUCUAUGGGCGUGUUUCGAGGGUCAAAGCUAUGGGGAGUUCCAUGACAUUGACAAGAUUACCAUGUUUGCCGACUACCGUAUACCCCAAAUGCUCCACCAGCUCGGGUCUCUCGUCUACUCCCCUCCUCUGGAGAGCCACAUCAGACAACUGAAGCCAAUCCCCAGCGGCUCAAAUUGGGAAAUUGAACUUCGCGGCACUUCCAUUUGGUGCGUGGAGCUGAUCAGACAGGAGAUCAUGAGAAAACAUCCAGAAACGCGGGUGCAGACGACGGCGUCCAUUGCUGAGAAAGAUGACGACGUUCAUAUGGACGAAUCGCAAGAGGAGAAAACAUCAGACAGUCAAGAAACCAAAUCAGAAUCUCCGCCUCAGUCUCCGUCUCCGUCCGCGUCGCCAUCCUCAUCGUUCAACGUCAAUGCGAUCUUGAUAGACUUUUUCCUUUACGAUACCAUGAAAGAAUUGGAGGCCAAGGGAGCAGAAAGUAUUCCGCAUCAUCGCACAAGGAGCAUCUGGUACUGAGGUUAUCCCCAGUCUUUCGAUCUGAUCUUCGUUCGUAUAGAAAUUCAUGUUUGGCGGUUUUAGCUAGGACAGAUGAGGGGACCUGUGGUUUGUGAUUUGGAAGGAUUAUGAGAGAUCUGUUCGCCGGUCGUUGCUGAUCUAUAGGACUAUUAUAUAAUAAUACGCAACUUCGAUAGAUAGAAAUAGAAGAAUCCAGUCAU